Messenger RNA from Astrephomene gubernaculifera, 2879 nucleotides. Lineage: Eukaryota; Viridiplantae; Chlorophyta; Chlorophyceae; Chlamydomonadales; Astrephomenaceae. The record is from the annotation of a GenBank genome assembly.
CGUUGACUUAGGCAAGGUUGUAUAGGCUGUGCUAGAACUAACUGGCCGGCGCUGGACAGAGGGCGAGGAAUCUGUGCAAGCCAUAACGUGAGGAAGCACGGCACGCUAUGCGGAGAACUAUAUUGGACUCUUAAGUCAGCAUGAGUUACCGCCGACCAAUGACAACAUGCUAAACCGCUGGUAGUCCAAUUUGGGCGUUUUAAGGAGGAAGUCCUGCCUCAUUAAGCUCAUGGAACUAGUAUCUGCUGAAGCAGUGGCGUUGGAAGAGCUUGGAUUACAGUGGGCGUCUCUGACUGAUGCCAUACUAGAACGUGUCGGUUGCGAGCUUCCGCUGCGUGAUAUCCUCUCCGCCCGCCUGGUUUGCCGCCAAUGGCGCCAGCACGUGGGGUCCAUGGUCACCCACUUGCCACACGCGCAUCAGCCGGGUCAGCGCGACUUGGCGGAGCUGGACGCGCAGCCCAAACAGCGGGGCCACGUGUGGGAUGCAGCGCUGGCAGGCCUCACCGCCUGCCUUCCUCGCCUUUCCGAGGUCAUGGUGUACGCGGGCAGUCGCGUCUCCUCCGCGGUUCUAGGCGCGCAACUGCUCAGCCUGCCGGCCCGCCUGCCCGGCCUCACCAAGCUGGAGCUGCGCUUCCUGCAGCCCGACGGCAGAGACGCGGUGCUGGGGGAGCGCCUGCAGCAGCUGCAGCCGGCGCUCAGCAGCCUUACGGGUCUGCGCACGCUGUACCUCAUCAUGGGCGACUCCCCCGAGGCCUCCCAGCUCCCCCUCGUGCUGCCCCCGCUGACCGCCCUGCGCGACCUGAAGCUCCUAUCGGGGCGAGAUGCCUACGGCCUGGGCGCCUCGGAGCUGGCGGCGCUGGCCUCCGCCGCCUGCCCGCAGCUGCAGCGGCUGCAAGUUGAGCUCCUUCUGGAAAACGAGGAGUUCUGGCCGCCGGGGAUGGAGGAGGCGCUGCGGGCGGUGGCGCCGCUGCGGGGGCUGCACUGCCUGCAGCUGGAUGCCUCGGCGGUUAGUCUGGGGCCGGAGGAGGUGGAGGCGUUGCGGGAGCUGCGGGAGCUGCAGGAGCUCAGUCUGGUGGUGAACUACCCCGACCACCUGGCCGACCUCUUCUCGCACCCCACCCUGGAGCGGCUGAGCCUGCACUACCAGAGCUUCGACGUCCCCAUACCGCACGACAUGGAGCCGCCGCUGCUGCCGCCGCCGCAGCAGCAGCCGCCGCCGCAACUGCACGAAGACGAGGAGGACAGCGAACAUGAGGAAGACAGCGAGGACGAGGGUGCCCAGGGUCCCGGCACCGUCAUGUGGCUGACGCUGGCAAUGCGAAUGCUAGAUCAGCUGGUGCAGGGAAUUGUAAAGCGGCCGGUUCUGCAGUCCCUGAACGUGUCAUGCUGCACCUUGAAUGCGGAUUUGCUGUCUCGGCUGGCGUUGCUGACCCCACUGACGUCCUUGAGUUUGGAAGACUGCACUUGGACCAGGUUGCAAGAUCCGAACGGGGCCAACCACAGCGAUGCAGCAGCCGUACGGCAACGCCGUACUAGGCCUUGGGCCGCGCUGACCAGCUUGACCCGGCUAAAAUGCCUGCACUUGCAAAUCAACGGAGCGCCUCCCAUUCCGGAAGGUGACGUUACGGCGCUUGCGGCUGCCCUGACUGACCUCAGAUCGCUAAAGGUAUUUAAUCCGAUGCAUCGGGUUUGGCAACCACGCCUGCCGCCGGUUAACUUCAACGCCUACGUGUCCAACUGGCGGCAGUUGGAAUCCCUGGAGCUGUGCAGUCCCUUUCCCUACGACCCACGGGUCACGCUCGACGCGGCGCUCCUGCCGCCUAGCCUCACCAACCUCAACCUAGCCCACCUGACCCUUACCAGGGGCUCCUCCUGCUGCGCCAGAGCAGCAACUAGCGAGCCAGCCGGCGACAAUUCCUCCUCCUCCUUCGAGGCACCAGCGAUGAUUCCAGAUGCGGGCGCAGCAGAGCAGCAGCACCACCACCACCGCCACCAGCAGCAGCAGCAGCAGGCCGCCACCUCGCCACCCGACCGCAGCAGCGAUGCCCCCAGCGGACCUGCACCCAGCCUGCCGGCCCUCCCUGCGCUUGAGAACCUGGCGUUGAGGUAUGUCCGGCUGCGGCCCGGCGUGUCGCUGGGGGCGUUGCUGGGCGCCGCACCCGGCCUGCGGAGCCUGGAGGUGGGCCACACGCUGCCCAGGCUCACGGAUGGCUGCUGCGCGGCGUUUUCCGCCCUGACAGCCCUCACCACGCUGCGUGUGGAGCAGGUGGCGAGGGUGUGCAAUGCGAUGGUGGCGGCAGGGGCGGGAGCCCCGGCAUGCGAGCAGCGCCGGGACAAAGGAGGCGAGCAGCAGGAGGAGGGGGCGGGCGAGCAGGAGGGGGCUGCGGACGGGGCUUCAGUGGAAAAGGGUGCGGGUGGUGAGGCGGGUUAUGGUGGCGGUGGCUGGUUGUCAGGUGCAGGUCUGACAGCGCUAACGGGGCUCCGAAACUUGAGGCAGCUGCGGUGGCUACCGUACGCUGGCGGGAAAGUACAACCAGAGCAGGUGGAGGUGCUGUCAUCGCUGCAGCGGCUGCAGCUCUUGUCGCUGCCGGCUUAUGGGUUGGAUGAUGACAUGGGGAAGGCGGUGUUGGAGACGGUGCGAGAGAAGCUGCCUUUGUGCGAUGUUAUCGAGUUGGUGCGGGGGUCCAGUCCGGAUGAUAUGGAGUAAGGGUCUUCUGCGUGACGUUGUGACAUGCGACCAAGUUCCAUAACAUGCUCUGGUGUCUGAUGUCAGACGGGAGGUGCAGCUGUUGUCCGCGUGGGGUCACAGCGGCGGUCUUGCUUUUUCGGCAAUACGGACGAAGGAAGGUUGCGUGUUCAAGGAGUGUGCACUCCGUACG